Molecule: messenger RNA, 1995 nt
Organism: Teleopsis dalmanni
Lineage: Eukaryota; Metazoa; Arthropoda; Insecta; Diptera; Diopsidae
Product: katanin p80 WD40 repeat-containing subunit B1-like
Exons: 7
Biological process (GO): microtubule depolymerization
Cellular component (GO): katanin complex
Molecular function (GO): microtubule binding
Source: RefSeq, a predicted model, not a curated record
UUCAGACUUUGGGAUGUGAGAAAUCAAAAUAAAUGCAUUAAGAUAUAUAGAGGCCAUAUUGCGUAUGUUAACUCAGUGAAAUUCUCUCCAGAUGGGUUGUGGAUAGCGUCCGCUGGGACGGAAGGAUCUGUUAUUAUAUGGGAUAUUCGCAAAAGUAAACAAAUCAAAGAUUUUACGGAGCAACCACCAGCUGCUGGUAUAACUUGUAUACAAUUCCAUCCAUCAGAGUUCCUUUUAGCAGUGGGUCGUGUUGAUGGUACAGUUAACAUUUACGAUUUAGAAAAUAACGAACGCAUAUUAAGUACAAACGCCUCAAGUCAAUUUUAUGGUAAUCCAGUAAAAUGUAUUACAUUUAGUGAAAAUGGCGAGUGUCUUUUUGUUGGCACAGCUGCCGGAAUAUCUGUGAUUGGUUGGGAACCUGAUCGAGAAUUUGACUAUAUUAAAUCUACUUGGACUGAGAUUGGAGAUAUUAAAGUAGUUAAGCGUAAAUUGAUAUGUGGUACCUACGAAAGCGAUACAGUUUCUAUUAAUGCUUUAAGUAUUGAUAGAGUAUUUCCAUUCUAUAAUCCCUCCAAUAUACCGAGUACAUUUAACUCUAAUUCCAGUGUGCGCAGAAGCUUUUCUCGUGGUAAUCAGAAACUACGCUUAUCAAUAGGUGGUCCAAAACCGUCCCGAGUAUUGGAAGAAAAUGAGGAUAAUAAAAGUCCUAGUCUUGAUGAACAAUCGUCCCCAAAUUUAAGUCUUGAGUUGGUUGACGAUACAAAUUUAGUUAUAACAAUGCCUCCUCCAAUACCUUCAUCUUCAACGCAUCCCUUAAAUGGUUAUGGCAACGGCAAUGGCAAUGGCAAUGGCACUUUGAGUGUCAAAACAAAUUUAAAUAACGCUUAUAAUAUAGUUACAAAUUUUGCACCUUCGAAAAGUGUUCCUCUGCCAUACAAUUUUCCUUCUAUACCAUCCAGCACUGAUUAUAACAUGAUUGGAAGCAAUGGUUAUAACAGCUUACAUUUCGAUGGUCCUAGCUCAUUGAAAGUGCCUGGAGAACAUGGAAUGUAUCCAGUUGAUCGGAUAUUUGAAACGUUUGGGAAUGGCGUAGAAUAUAAUUUAAAUGAUAGUAAUACACCUAUUAUUUCUAAUUACGAUCAUAAUGAAAUGGCUGAAGAUUUUCCCGUUAAUCAAAACGUGCAUCAGCAGCAGAAUGUAGUCAGUUCAACAAAUGUAUCAUCGCAACAAACAUCAAAAACUACUAAAACUAAACAGAUCUCACAUAUACAAAAACGAAAUACACAAAAUGCCAUUUCUGGAUCAAAAUCUGCUACAUCAUCAUUUCAUAAUCGGAAUAAAUUUUCUCAAGUGUCUUCAGUAAGUACUACAGAUUUACAUAAAUUGGACGACAAUUUAUUAAUUAAAAAGUCGGCAUCCUCACAUAUGGUUGCCAAGGGCAGACGCAACACUGAUGCACAAUCGCAAAUAAAUAAAGAAAAUGCACGAAAUAAAAAUAUAACCGUUCAAAUUUUAACAAAACCACCAACUAGAUCACGAACAUCUUUCGAUUUACGUUCACCAGAAUCUGCAGCGGCACACAAGCAAUCACAUAGAAUUUCCAGUUAUACAUCGGAUACCAACAACACAACAAAUAUUCCUAUAAGUUAUCGUCCAGAUCCUUCGCUUUUAACUCAGUCUGGAGUUAAUCAGAAAAGUUUAAAUAAUCGUAAUGGAAUUGAUGAUAGUUCCGAAAUACAUAUGUUAUCAACCUCACAUGAACAGGUUUAUCAAGAAUUAAGUAAUCGGCAUGCGACCUUACAAUUAAUAAGAAACUCGACCAGAUCUCAUGAUGUGAUUGGGGCACUUCGACAAGCAAUCCAAAUGAAUGGACGGACUGUGUUUGUAGAUCUUUUAGGAGCAAUACUUGAAAAAACGUCAUCAUGGAAUUUGGAUUUAUGUUUAUUAAUUUUACCAGAAAUUUUUGAACUUUUGAAAAGUCAACAUAAAUUGUAA